Eruca vesicaria subsp. sativa (arugula) is the source of this 572-nucleotide messenger RNA. Lineage: Eukaryota; Viridiplantae; Streptophyta; Magnoliopsida; Brassicales; Brassicaceae. The record is from the annotation of a GenBank genome assembly.
AAGAAUUUAGGAAAAAGAAAAAAACAAUUGAAUCGAAAGCAAAAGGGAUCUCUCUCUCUCCAAUGUCGUCGUCGUCGAGUGCUCCGUCGAAAAUAGGGAUGGAGAGGAAGAAGAAAGGAGCACCGAUCAAAUUCUUGGUGCCUCUCAUAUACGCGCCUGCUCUGCCUCUGAUUCGCCUGACCUUGAGGCAUCAGCCUGUUCUCAGAGACCGUCUCUUCGGUCUUGUCCUCGCCGGUGCUUUCGCUCACGGCUUCUAUCUCGUAACGGACAUAUAUGAUGCAGAGAGCAAAUGAGAAAGCAAAAAAAAAAAAAACACUGGGAGUUGCAGCCAUUCAUCAACAGCUCAGUAUUUUUCAGAUGUCUUUCUGAUUUAUUAAAUAAUUUGCUUCCUUUUUUCAAACACAAAUCUUGUUUCAAGGUUACAUUUUGCUUUUGUGAAUCUGAAAUUGGAAUUGGCUUUGGCUUAUGAAUCCACUAGUCAUCUUUUUUCCUAAGAAAAGUGCAUUGACACAGCUUUUUCAUUUUCAAUCCCAUUCUUGGAAAGAUCCCAUGUGAAAGUGACACAUCACUAA